This is a messenger RNA of Momordica charantia (bitter melon), 1648 nucleotides long. Its product is annotated as protein DJ-1 homolog A. Gene Ontology annotation, biological process: glyoxal metabolic process. The record is from RefSeq and is a predicted model, not a curated record. Gene Ontology annotation, cellular component: cytoplasm. NCBI's taxonomy places the organism in Eukaryota, Viridiplantae, Streptophyta, Magnoliopsida, Cucurbitales, Cucurbitaceae.
UCCGCCACUGCUACAGCUCAAGCUGAAGCAUCGAAUAACGAUGCCUCUGGACUACCGAGAACCUCUGUAAAUUUCCCGUUCUACCCCUUCGAACGGGAUGGCAAUUUCCCAUUUAUCAUCUCACUCGCCUCUUCGUCUUCUACGCUUCUCUCUCACCGCCACAAAGCUCGCUCCUCAACUACGUUCUCACAGAACCCGCUUCUUCUCCAUCCGUGCUGCCAUGGCGUCUCCUCCUGCUCGCAAGGUUUUGGUUCCGGUUGCGAAUGGCACCGAGCCGCUCGAGGCAGUCAUCACCGUUGACGUGCUUCGACGUGCUGGAGCUGAUGUUACCGUCGCUUCCGUGGAGAAUCAUCUUCGUGUCGAUGCAGCGCAUCAGAUCAAGAUUGUUGCUGAUUCUCUCAUUUCGGAUUGCGCGGACACCGUUUUCGAUCUUAUCGCACUUCCUGGAGGCAUGCCAGGUGCUACCAAUCUUAGAGAUUGUGCAGUUCUGCAGAACAUAAUGAAGAAGCAAGCUGCAGAUGGUCGACUUUAUGCUGCAAUCUGUGCUUCACCUGCAGUGGUGCUUGGAUCAUGGGGUUUGCUGAAGGGAUUGAAGGCGACAUGCUAUCCAUCAUUUAUGGAGCAACUGAGAUCUACUGCAACUGCUGUUGAAUCCAGAGUACAGCUUGAUGGCCAAGUUGUGACAAGUCGUGGGCCAGGUACUACCUUGGAGUUUGCUGUUGCACUGGUUGAGCAGUUGUAUGGGAAAGAGAAAGCUGACGAAGUUUCUGGACCUUUGUUGUUGCGUUCCAACCAUGGUGAUGAAUAUACUAUAGCUGAGCAAAAUCAAGUAAAGUGGACAUUUGAUGAUGGCCCCAGGAUUCUUGUCCCUGUAGCCAAUGGUACUGAGGAAAUGGAGGCCGUUAUGAUCAUUGACAUUCUUCGACGAGCACAAGGGAAAGUGGUGGUUACUUCUGUUGAGAACAAACUAGAGAUUCUCGCUUCUCGAAAAGUAAAACUGGAGGCAGAUUUGCUUUUUGAUGAAGCUGCUGAACAGUCAUACGACAUCAUAGUCUUGCCUGGAGGGCUUGGUGGCGCUGAAGCAUUUGCAAAAUCUGAAAAAUUGAUUAAUUUGCUAAAGAAGCAGAGACAAUCAAACAAACCCUAUGGAGCAAUAUGUGCAUCCCCAGCUCUGGUCUUUGAACCCCAUGGCCUGCUGAAGGACAAAAAAGCCACUGCUUUUCCUGCAUUAUGCGAAAAACUGUCCGACAAAAGCGAAGUCGAAAACAGGGUGGUGGUUGACGGAAACCUGAUUACAAGCAGGGGGCCAGGAACCACGAUGGAAUUCUCUCUGGCAAUAGUGGAGAAGCUGUUUGGAAGGGACAAAGCAGUUCAGCUGGGAAAAACGAUGGUGUUCAUUUGCGAUUAAACGUCAGUUCGACCAUUCUCACUGUGAGUCUUUCAUCUUCUUAACUACUAUGAAAUGGAAUGGCUUGUUUGAACUAGGAGAGCUGGUUUCUCAUUUGAAUGUGCCAAUCCACUUCUAAAUUUUGUACAGAUGUUUGUGGAAUAAUAAAAUGAGCUAUGUAAAGCCUGAGAUGCAAGGUCAAAACUUGAGGUUUUCUUUUUGAGUCCAUAUAGGAGAUAAUUUUGGGUGAUUGAGCUUUUU